AUGUCUUCGAUUUUGGAUCAGCUGAAUGAUCUGCCCGCACCAGAUUCCGGUCAACCUAAUGAAAGCCCAGCAAGCAUGCCUCCUCCUACCCAACUUCCGCCAAUUCAAUCUACCGCUCGUCGUCAGCGAAAGAAGCGACGAACAAAAGCACCUGCUCCGGAUAGCACAUCAGAUACGGUUCAGCUUGUUCAAGAAUCGCCACGAUCCUUGGAGACUCUUUCACCUCGCCCAGUCGAUGCUUUGCCUCAGGAGCAAGUCAAUGAAUCCUUCCAAAUGACAGAAGACGUUCCUCCGCUGAUGAAACAGAGCUCGAAAUCCGUCCGAUUUGACGAAACCCUCGAGAGAACAGAAUAUCUACCCCGACAGAAUAUCUACCCCGACAGUGCAAAUCUCGGUGAAGAACCAGCUCAAAACAUCGACAUGGGAAAUUUGGAUGGAAUCGACCGAGGAAUGCCGAUUCCCGCAGGAGCUCCGCCGCAAAUUUUAAACGAGCCAGCUGAAAUCCCUGAAGACGUGCCUGUUGAUGUAAGAUACCAAACAUUGUUGGCUAAACAUGCUCCUGUGGAAACGAAAAAAGUCCAUAAGCCCAAUAGUGUGAAAGACUACGGCCGACCAAAUAACGUCAAUCCAACUGAAGGCCAUCUCUAUGUUCAGACGAAAACUGGCUUCCAGGCUAAAGCGCCCGGAGAUAACACCCGGCCAAUGGACAAUCAUGGCAGAAUGCCCGCUUUUGCUACUCCCGAAACAACGCAUAAACAAGGAGAAGGACUGCUAACGAUUAUAAGAAAUUUUGCGAGAUUUUCUCUUGGACUUUCUGCUGGUAUUGCGUUGAUUGGAGCUCUAGGGAAUCAGUUCAGUGUUCACUUCCAUCGCGAAGCUAGGGAAGCUCUCUAUGUAACAGUGAGUGCGUUAAUAACAUUCGCGACAUUCGGAACGCUUUGCAACGUCGAUCCACUUGGAAUCGGCGGAUUGACACGACUCAUUCGAUUCGAUCCAGCGAGUUUGAGCAACAUCGCCCUUCUCAUAGCUCUUAUGAUCUCGGCUGUUGGUGAUUGCCUUUAUGAAACUGCAAAAUUGGAGGCAGUUGAGGCUCUUCCAGACAGUCAAAAUGCCACACAAGUUCCUGAUUUCGAAGACUCCGACGGCUUCAUCAUCGUCGAGUGGAUUCGAGCAUCACUUCUUCUUCUCUCUUGGGCGGCUAUGAGCUUUUCUGAUGCUCCAGGAGGCGCGCUGUAUCAAAGAAUCAAGAAACAAAACGAAAUUUGA
Messenger RNA from Oikopleura dioica, 1266 nucleotides. The record is from the annotation of a GenBank genome assembly. NCBI's taxonomy places the organism in Eukaryota, Metazoa, Chordata, Appendicularia, Copelata, Oikopleuridae.